AUGGCGACGUUGCUAGCGCCGCAAGCGAUCAGUCAGCGCGCCCCAUCGAUCUUCUUCGAGAGUCUGUUCGACGAGCUGAGCCUGCUGAUGCGCACCGGGCCCAACGCGUCCGUCCCAAUUCCGGAGGUCGAGCGUAUCCGCGAGGAGUACGAUUUCGUGGUCAUCGGCGCCGGCUCCGGUGGUUCGGUGAUGGCCAACCGGUUGAGCGAGAUGCCCGACUGGAGCGUGCUGCUGCUCGAGGUGGGCAAGGAGGAGAAUCUUGUCUCGAACGUCCCGCUGACGGCGGGACUCACGACGGCCACGGGCUACAGCUGGGGCUACCGUUCGGAUCCGACACGGAACGCGUGCAAGGGGCUCGACCAGGGCGUCUGUUACUGGCCGAAGGGGCGCGGACUGGGCGGGACGAGCUUGAUCAACUUCCUGCUGUACGGUCGGGGUCACCGGCGGGACUACGACGAUUGGGAGCAGGCUGGCAACUACGGCUGGGGCUACCGGGACGUGAGGCGGUACUUCGAGCGGGCGGAAAACGCCAAGGGUUCGAAUCCCUCGGGCCCGCUACACAUCGAGGAGAGUUCGUUUGAGACGCCGAUGCUGUCGCGGUACCUUGACGCCGGCAAGCGGCUCGGUUACCGACGCAUCGAUCCGAACGAUCCGGUUCAGCUCGGGUUCUACAAGGCACAGGCGACCAUGGUGAACGGGGAGCGGUGCAGUGCGGCCCGGGCGUACCUGAAACCCGUCGCUGGUCGACCCAACCUGGACAUCUCGACCCGCUCGUGGGCCACGCGCAUCCUGAUCGAUCCGGUCACAAAGACCGCGUUCGGGGUGGAGUUCUCGAAGAACAAGCGAGUCCACACGGUGCGGGUACGCAAGGAGGUGAUCCUGGCGGCCGGGGCGAUCGCCUCUCCCCAGCUGCUGAUGCUGUCCGGUGUAGGACCGCGGGAGCACCUGCAGGAGCUGGGCAUCCCGGUGGUGAAGGACCUGCGCGUAGGCUACAACCUGCAGGACCAUCCGACGCUGUCGGGACUGGUGUUCACCAUCAACCAGCCGGUAAGCAUCCGCGAGCGGGACAUGCGUCGGCCGGGGCCACUGCUCAGCUACCUGUUCGCACGCCAAGGACCCUUCACAGUACCGGGCGGAGCCGAAGGGAUCGCGUUCGUGAAGACCAACAACUCGCUCGCCCCGGAUGACUAUCCCGACGUGGAGCUGGUGCUCGGGACGGGUGCGGUCAACAACGACGAAUCGGGUUCGCUACGCCACACGUUCGGCAUGACGCGCCGGUUCUACGACGAGACGUUCGGGGCGGCCCGGGGACACCACGCGUUCGGGAUCGCGCCCGUCCUGAUGCGCCCGAAGAGUCGUGGCCGGGUGUGGCUCAAGAGCCGCAAUCCGUACCGGUGGCCCCACAUGACCGGCAACUACUACGACGACCCGUACGAUCUGGCCACGAUGGUGGAGGGCAUCAAGAUGGCGGUGCGUAUCGGCGAGUCGAAGAGCUUCGCCUCGUACGGGGCGCGCCUUCUCGACACACCGUUCCUUGGCUGCGAGGAUGUUCCGUUCCGGUCGGACGAAUACUGGCGGUGCUGUCUGCGGCAGGUUGGAGCAAGCAUUCAGCAUCAAUCGGGGACGUGCAAGAUGGGCCCGGCCAGCGAUCGGGACGCCGUGGUCGAUCCGGAACUGCGGGUGCACGGCGUCAGCGGCCUACGGGUGGUCGAUGCCUCCAUCUUCCCAACUAUCCCUGCGGCGCACACGAACGGGGUUGUGAUAAUGGUCGGCGAAAAGGCCGCCGACAUGGUGAAAGACUAUUGGCAUAAUCAGAUUCGUUGA
Anopheles coustani is the source of this 1824-nucleotide messenger RNA. Its product is annotated as glucose dehydrogenase [FAD, quinone]-like. Bases 1 to 1824 code for a protein of 607 amino acids. Lineage: Eukaryota; Metazoa; Arthropoda; Insecta; Diptera; Culicidae. The transcript has 2 exons. The record is from RefSeq and is a predicted model, not a curated record. Gene Ontology annotation, molecular function: flavin adenine dinucleotide binding; oxidoreductase activity, acting on CH-OH group of donors.